GAAACUGACAUAACCUCACAAAAAUCUGAAGUUAUAAACAAUGUAUGAUUAAGAAUAUUCAUGUUAUUUAUUGCCUUUUUCGUUGUUAAUUUAUUGCAAAUAAGAAAAAAUUGUGCGGCAAAGAGUUCCUAAAUAUGAAGAAAGCGACUCCGAAAAGUAAAGUGCCUCAAGGAUGUAUGAAAAUAUCCAGUUUCUUCACAACAGUUAGACCUAAAUCGGACAAAUCACUUCAUAAACCAGAACAAAUUGUAAUCAUCGAUGACGGCGAUAACGCUUUUGAAGAUUGCACUCAAAGUUUACUUGCCAUUCAAAGCAAGAGGAAAGGUGAUAACGCAACAACUGGCAAUAGCCCUCCGAAGAAAAAAACCCAUUUGAAACCCCACCCUUCGGCUAGUGGAAUUACGACAAACAUUCAACAAUCAAGGGACAUGCAUGUUUCGGGUGCCUCAAACAUGCUACCCUCUGUAAGUGGCUCUACACCGAUAACAACCAAACCAUUGUUAACAGUUAAAACACCCGAGAAGCUUUUUAACCCAGAGUCACUCAAGAGUCUACAGUCGAGCCCCAAGCAUUUAACCCCUGAAAAGCAAAAUUCAAAAACUAAAGUGGGUUCAUCUAAAAAGAAACUAAGCGGGAGCAAAACUCCUAAAAAACUAUUUGAGUCUUCCCCAAGCAACUUGAGUGAGUUCAAUGUAGAAGUUAUCAAGAAUUUCUUUAAAAUAACGCCUACUAAACGUGAAGUUGAAGACCGCAACAGAGAGGUUCAGCGGGAGAAUGAAAAAACCCCAAUAAAACAUGUUAUGCCGCCAACAGUCGCAAGUCCCAGGGUAAAAACAAAGUUGGACUUUGACAGUGGUACCGAAUCACUUUGCUGCAAGCAAAACCCAACUGCCAAAGAAAAAGAAAACCAUGACAGCAGCAAUUUAAGUUUCACAUUCGAUGAUGCUAGUUGGGAGGCAGAUUUCAUUGAUCGUAUCGAUUAUAAUUUGGACCUAAGCACUUCACAGCAUUGUAAAGUUGUUAGUGUUGUGCAACAUGCGACUGAAACAAUUAUUACUGUGAAGUCCACACAGACUAGUGAACAAGCUUUAUGUAGCUUAAAAGGCUUUUGGAUGGAGUCAAAAGUUUGUAUCGGGGAUAUUAUUAGGAUCACUGCGAGUAAAGUAGAUGAAAAUUGGUUUAUUGAUAAUAAUGAUGGGUCAUUGGUUUUGGAGCCUGACCUCUUGAUUUCUUGCACUUCAGUGGUAAACUCUGUUUUUUGUAAAAGACGGUCUGUUUUUAAAGAAAGAUUUAGGGGGUUCGACACUGGGAAUAAGUUCAUGGUACUGGGCAGUAUGGUACAUGUACUCACCCAAGAGGUCUUAAAAAAUAAACUUUACCAAUUAAAGCAAAUCAACCAACAUGCCUUAGAUAUAUUAAGCAGAAGGGAGUGGGUGAAGCAGAUCUAUGAAAGCGGGGACUCCCUAAAGAGCGUCUCAGAAGAAUUCCUGCAAUAUGUGCCGAAAAUAAGCGAUUUCGUUAAUAAGUACGUUAAAAAUGCCUCUUCAAAGAAAGAGAUAUGUAAAGGCAAUUGGCAAGGGGUCAUCUCCGAAAUCCAGGACAUAGAGGACAACAUUUGGUGUCCAGAGCUAGGAGUCAAGGGCAAAGUGGACAUAAGCGUGCGUCACGAGAAAACCUUAAUGCCAUUAGAAAUAAAAACAGGACGGGCCAGUGUGUCGUUGGAGCACCGAGGGCAAGUUUUACUCUACAUAAUGAUGAUGAAGAAGUUGGGUUGUCCAGUUUCCUCCGGUCUACUUUUGUAUUUAAAAGAGGGCGUUUUGAGGGAGAUACCGCCCUCGGCAGCCGAACAAAGAGACUUGAUCAUAUUGAGAAACGAGCUGGCCUACUAUAUUUUAAAACAACCCACCUUCCAAGGUAGCGGUGAGGAGGUUUCGUUGAACCCCGGAGAGAUUCCCGAAGCGAUUAAUCAUCCUGCUUGCGGGAAAUGUCCUUAUAGCGGUGUAUGCAUGGCAUAUUCAAAGUAUCUAAACGAGGACGUUUCGUCAAAGGUUAAUUUGAGGAAGGCAUAUGAUGAGGUAAGUGCAUCCAUAACUGCUGCCCACAUAGACUAUUUUAUGCACUGGAAUGCCCUGCUGUCCCUAGAAACCCCUGAACGUGCGGCAACAAAAGAUCUCCGAGACAUUUUCACUUUAACACCGGAGGAACGUCAUGCAAAAGGAAAAUGCCUUAUUAACCUCAAAGUCAAAGAACUCAUCGAGGAUAACAGCGGAGUUUGCUUCACCACGUUCCAUUCUUCACUGACCGGUAACUUCUUGCUAAGCGGAUUAACAGAAAACGCUUAUUUAGUCGUGAGCGUUAAAAAUCGGCCCGCAAUAGCUUCGGGGAUAGUAACCGACAUAACCAUGGACCAAAUAACCCUGUCUCUGGACAGAAACGUUCAGAAAAAGUAUCCGGAGGAGCUCUUCUUCUUGGACUCAUACGACUCAAGUGCAUUUCUCACGUACAACUUAUCAAGUUUGUCCUUAAUAUUGGAACCGGACGAAAAAGCGCAUCAAUUAAGACGAAUUAUCGUUGACAAACAACCGGCGAGUUUUCAAACGAAACUGCCGAUGUCCCUGCUGCAAAAAGCGAAACCGAUCCUAAAAAGGCUGAACAAAGUGCAACAGAGGGCGGUUCUAAAAGCGAUCGCCGCAAACGAGUAUUUCUUAAUCAAGGGCAUGCCUGGAACCGGUAAAACCGCCACGAUAGUCGCCCUAAUUCAACUUUUAGUGGAAAUAGGUAAAUCCGUCCUUAUAACCAGUCACACCCAUUCGGCAGUGGACACUGUGUGCCUGAAACUCAUCAGUUUUGGAGUGAAGUUUAUGAGGUUAGGCAGCGAGGCCAAAAUGAACCCGGAUAUUCGAGCAUAUUCUGAGUAUUAUCUCACUAAAGAUUGCCACAGUCCAGAAGCUUUAGAAACAGUAUAUAAUAGUGUGCAAGUGUUCGCUGUCACCUGUUUAGGUUCAGGCAAUAUGGUUUUAUCGAAAAGGGUCUUGGAUGUUUGUAUAGUGGAUGAAAGUACUCAGGUGGUGCAAUGCUCGGUUAUUAGACCCUUGUAUGCGGCAAAAACAUUCGUGCUACUGGGGGAUCCUGACCAACUACCUGCGACAAUUAAAAACAAAACUGCCAUAGAAAAAGGGAUGGCCGAGAGCUUGUUUGAGAGACUCGACUCUGAUGAAGCGAGGAUCUCUUUGAAUUUAAACUACCGCAUGAAUAAGUCCAUUACUAAGCUGGCUAACGUGCUCACUUAUAAGGGAGAACUGGAAAUUGGCUCUGAAAGAGUUGCCGAGGCCACCAUGGACAUCCCAAAGCGGGAACUUCUACUGGAAACUUAUAAAAAAGACACUUGGCUUAUUAAAGCUUUAGAUGCAAAAAUGGAGAACGCCGUGCAGUUCGUCGAUACUGGACCCACAUGGGACCUAAACAAAUCCGUUCCGUGGGCAGACAAUAAGUUCGAUUCAAACGAAAUGAUUUCUUGUGCCAACAUUUAUGAGGCUGCCAUAGUAUAUCGGCUAGUAAAAGCCCUUAUUAUUGAAGGGGCAGUGCCUCCCAGUCACAUUGGGGUUAUUGCAACCUAUAGGAUCCAAGUGGCUCUACUAACUCAGUUGCUUGAAUCAACCGAGGUGUGUGUGAACACUGUAGAUCAGUAUCAAGGCAAAGAUUGCAAUAUCAUUAUUUAUUCUUGCUCGAAAUCCAGAGAUUUAAAGAGGGAGUGGGUUAACAAGUUCGAUUUAACGGAGGAUAAACGGAGGCUUAAUGUCGCCAUUACUAGGGCGAAGCAUAAGUUAAUUAUCGUGGGAGAUUUGGCUACUUUAGGGAACUAUUCUACUUUUAAGAGGAUUAAAAACGAGUUGGAAUCUAAUGCGAUCAAACUAUUGGAAUGUGACGGUUUUAGUUGGGAUGAAAUUUUAAGGAUUAGUUAAUGAAUCUCUAUACAGUUCGGUUAUUAUUAAGUCAUUAAUAUGUUUUUAUUAUAGAUAAGAGGGACACUUGUUUUUACACCAAUGUGUUUGAAUAAAAUGUAUUUAUAUUUGAGACUGCUGUUUAUUUUUUACUCUUAUUAUUUGAGUUACCUCAAUGGGGUUUAUAUUCAAAGUAGGUGCGUUUUCCGAUGAACAAUUUCAUAUAUGAACCAUUUUUGUACAUCAAAUACUUCCUGAGAUUGACCCAGUUUUGCAUGCCAAGACCCUAAAAAAAAUUUUUCAUUAUUCUUGGACACUUUGUCACAUAACUUCUAAACUAUUUGACAUAUUUAUGUAAUUUUUUUACAGUAUAA
Molecule: messenger RNA, 4315 nt
Organism: Anthonomus grandis grandis
Lineage: Eukaryota; Metazoa; Arthropoda; Insecta; Coleoptera; Curculionidae
Gene: Dna2
Product: DNA replication ATP-dependent helicase/nuclease DNA2
Exons: 4
Coding region: 135-3962 (1275 amino acids)
Biological process (GO): replication fork reversal
Cellular component (GO): cytoplasm
Molecular function (GO): single-stranded DNA helicase activity; 5'-flap endonuclease activity
Source: RefSeq, a predicted model, not a curated record